AUGAAAGUAAUCGAUCUAUUCAGUGGCUGGCCCAAUGCCAACUUGCUCCCGAAAUCUGCUCUCUCUGAUGCCUUUGCCGCAGUCAUGGCUGCUCCCUCUAUCCGGGACCCCGCUCUACAGUAUGGCCCCGAUGAAGGCUAUGAACCCCUACGCCAUCACAUCGCCCAAUGGUUAACUGCAUACUAUCGACCGCCAGACCCGAUUUCACCAGCGCGCAUCUGCAUCACCGGUGGUGCCAGCCAGAAUCUGGCAUGUCUUUUGCAGGUCUUCACCGACCCCAUCUACACGCGGAAUGUGUGGAUGGUGGCUCCGACGUAUCAUCUGGCCGGUCGCAUUAUGGAGGACAGUGGGUUUGCGGGUCGCUUGAGAGCUAUCUCGCAGAAGCAGGGAGCGUUGGAGUUGGAGGGGUUCAGACAGGAGUUGAGGAAGGUGGAAGAGCGUGCGAGAAAGGAAGAAAAUGAUCAACCGAAAUCUAAACCGUCAAGACCAUGGGCCAAAAUCUAUAAACAUAUCAUCUAUACAACUCCUACAUUCUCCAACCCAUCGACGCUCACCAUGUCGCUGGAAGAUCGUGAGAAUCUCGUCCGGUUGGCUCGGGAAUUCGACGCCCUGAUUAUAUCCGAUGAUGUCUACGAUUUUCUGCAGUGGCCAUCCGAUGACCUCCAGACGCCUCUCCCUAUGAAUUCAAAGGCGCUCCUCCCCCGCGUCGUAGAUAUAGAUCGUUACCUCGACGGGGGUCCCCAAGAUGAAUGGGGCAAUGCCGUCAGUAAUGGGAGUUUUAGUAAGUUGAUCGGACCGGGGAUGAGGACUGGAUGGGCGGAGGGGACCGAGAAACUCGCCUAUGGGAUUUCCCAAACAGGGUCAACACGAUCCGGCGGCGCACCCUCGCAAUUUGCAUCAGCCAUAAUAGAUCAGCUGUUGCCUUCCGGGUUUCUGCAGCACUACAUUGACCAAGUAUUACGCCCCGCAUACUCGAGACGAUACCAUCGCAUGAUGCUGGCAAUCCACGAGCACCUGCUGCCCCUGGGGGUCACCAUUCCCUUCCCCGCAUCCAGCGUAACAGGGGGGUACUUUAUCUGGCUGGAAUUACCCCGGUCUGUUCGCGCGAGUGACCUGGCUCCGGCUGCAGGGCAGAACCACGGCGUAAGAGUCGCCCCGGGCGAUCUGUUCGGAGUGCAGGGCGACCCGACGAUCAACCCGAAUGAGUGGAAUAGGUUUCUGCGAGUGUGUUUUGCCUGGGAAUCGGAGGAGAAAUUAGGGGAGGGCAUUCGACGAUUAGGGGAGGCUAUUCGCGACUUGACUACCCCGAGCUCCCCCGAACUUGUCUGA
Messenger RNA from Aspergillus ochraceoroseus IBT 24754, 1329 nucleotides. Its product is annotated as aminotransferase-like domain-containing protein. Lineage: Eukaryota; Fungi; Ascomycota; Eurotiomycetes; Eurotiales; Aspergillaceae. The record is from RefSeq and is a predicted model, not a curated record. The transcript has 3 exons. Gene Ontology annotation, molecular function: L-2-aminoadipate:2-oxoglutarate transaminase activity; pyridoxal phosphate binding. Bases 1 to 1329 code for a protein of 442 amino acids. Gene Ontology annotation, biological process: biosynthetic process.